AGAGCGGCUUAAAUGAUACAAAAAUAUUAUGUAAGGAACCAGUCUUCGCGGGGAUAUCAUUCGAAACUGUUGCCUGUCAAUUGUCGCUCGUUACGUCGACACGACUCUCGAUCGUAUUUGUGUGCUCAGUGAAAUAUUGUUUUUCUAUUUGCUGAAGCGUUCGCAUCUGUUGUAUGUGUCAAUGUUGUUAUGUUUUGGUGUGAACAAACAAAUUAAAUUUUAACACUUUUUUGAAUUUUCGUAAAAGGAUCGCUGUUCAGUUCAAGGACUAGUGAAAUUGUGAAAAAUUUAAUUCUUUGGAUGCUUGGUUAAAAAAUAAUGAAUAAAAGAUGGUCAUGAUGCAAUCACCAAAUUCGGAUACCCCAAAAUCAGUUAGCCCAUUGAAUUCAAACCCGAGCUCGCCAACUGGACAACCACACACUAAGACCAGUACUAUUGUGGAUAAGAAACUGAUCAAAUUCGAGCCAAUCGUGCUGGAGCGUCCACAGCCAACGAAAUUCGAUGGGAUUUUGUUGGGAAACUUUCAUGAUAAGGACGAUAUCGACAUGAAAAACCGACCACUAACUUAUCCAAAGGAUAUGUCUGAUAUCGAUGCAAACACAAAGUUUUCACUCGAAAGACUGAAGCAACUAAGCAACCGCAGUUUAUAUAAUCGACACAGUCCCUCCGAUGAUAGCAACCAAUCACCAAAGUACCCGAUCGGAGCCAAACUUAACGAUUCAUCACCGAAAGGUAAAGGCGCUGAAAACGAUUUAAAUCCAUCCGUUAACCCAAAUCACAAAAUGCUUGUCGGCUGCCACCAAUUACCGACAUUGUACGCCAAUUCCGUUGACAUGGAUAUUGAACGAUUGAAAUUAGCUAGAUGUAUGACAAAUGGAAAAGAAUUUACCGAUUUUGGUUUUCGAAUACAAUUAGGUGAAUUCCAUUCGGACUAUGCUCAAAGUGAUACCAGCGAGGAAUUGGUAGUGGAUGAAAGAACUGAUACAAUGCCGACGCGUGACACAACGACGCAGGCGUGUCCAGUCGAUUUGACUCGUACAAUACCACCGACAACACCGAAUACAGACAAAAAUGCAUGCCGAAAAUUAGCGUUUUCCGUGGAGAAUAUUCUAGAUCCAAAUAAAUUUUGUAGUCGUAAAGAAAAUCACAAUAGUACGAGACAUUGGUUGAACAACGGAUUCGAGCGGAAUGAUCGAAAUCAAAUGGAUGAUGAUCAAAGUGAAUCGCAAUCAGUGGCUGACAUUAAUGACGAUGACCAAGAUGAAUGCGAUGAUGUGAUGUGUAGCGAUAUUGAUGAUCGAACCAGUGAGACAGAUUCGAAAAAAGAGGGUUCUCGCGGAACUUCACGUGGGAGCUCGAACGAAAGCAAGUCACACGGAAACAGCUCCAAACCAAGACGAGCCCGAACUGCAUUUACGUAUGAACAACUGGUCUCAUUAGAAAAUAAAUUUAAAACAACACGAUAUUUAUCAGUGUGUGAACGCCUUAACCUUGCAUUAAGUCUUAGUCUUACUGAAACACAAGUUAAAAUUUGGUUCCAAAAUCGCCGUACAAAAUGGAAAAAGCAGAAUCCGGGUAUGGAUGUAAAUAGUCCGACAGUGCCGCCAUCGUCAUCGGGUGGUGCAUUUGGUCCUUCUGGCUAUGCCGGAGGUCUUCUUUAUCCACAUGCUGUACCUUAUCCUCCUUAUGGACCGUAUUUUCAUCAUUUAAGUGCUCAUCAUUUGGGACAUUCACACACAUAAGUGGGGGCAGUGAAAAGAACAGCAAGUUCGAAUCAAAAUUGAAUAAGCAUAGCUAGUGACUGAAUUGAAAAAAGUGCAAGCAACACAGAAAAUCUACAUAAUUCGAACAAACAUUAAGUAAGGAAGAAACAUCGAAAGCGAACUAAAAAAAGAGACACACAGAGAGAGAGAGAGAAAGUGAGGAAAAAGGGAAGCAGAAACGAAAAAAAUGACUCAACUUGAUGAAAAGUUUUUAAUUGAAAAGUCCUGUAUAAUUGUGAUCAACCAUUGAAAAUUGAAAAAAAAAAUUAUUAUACAUUACAAAAAAGAACAUCCUCCGAUUAUAAUGUACUAUACAACAUGACAUACAUCGAUGUUUGAUGUUGGUACUGAAUAUAUGAGGAGACAUAAAGGAAAUACACACACACCUACAAACCGUUUACACAAUUGUAUAAAUCCCGUUAAAAACAAUUUUACAAAUCUCAAGCGAGUUUACUCGGAAGGAAAACACACAUAAAAAAACGAAGAUAUAUAUAUACAUAUAUAUAUAUAUCUAUAUAUAUAUAUAUAUAUAUAUGAAUACAUAUAUAUAUACAUAUAACAGAUCAUAACUAAAAACAAAUUGUAUAGAAGAAAGUUUAUCCUGGGCAAUGAAGCGGUGGCAGAGGUAUUGGAAUGCGGUAAAAAUGUAAAGAAUGUUGCAGUUGGUGACAGAAAGAUUGAAAAUUAACAUACAAGUGAAUCGAAUUUGGAAUCCAGACUUAUCGUUUUUAGGUUUACGUUUUAUCUUCGGUUAUACAAUCCGUAUGUUCAGAUGUUCAAGUACUUUAGCGUUUUUUUCGUUUAUUUUUCAUAUAUGUAUGAAACCAAAAUAAAAUUGCGAUU
Sitodiplosis mosellana (orange wheat blossom midge) is the source of this 2606-nucleotide messenger RNA. Its product is annotated as homeobox protein slou-like. The transcript has 7 exons. Gene Ontology annotation, biological process: regulation of transcription by RNA polymerase II; cell differentiation. Gene Ontology annotation, cellular component: nucleus. The record is from RefSeq and is a predicted model, not a curated record. Gene Ontology annotation, molecular function: DNA-binding transcription factor activity, RNA polymerase II-specific; RNA polymerase II cis-regulatory region sequence-specific DNA binding. NCBI's taxonomy places the organism in Eukaryota, Metazoa, Arthropoda, Insecta, Diptera, Cecidomyiidae. Bases 330 to 1742 code for a protein of 470 amino acids.